AACCUUCUUCUUCGUGGUCUCUGCGAAUCAUACAAAUGGGUUUACUGCGCCUGCGCAGUGCUGCUCGGAACCUACUGGAAUCACUGGGCAAAGUUUACUCCCAAGGCAAAGGACAAGAAGCGCUCCCCCUCCAAGAAGGCCCGCGCUCCUGCAGCUCCCUCCAUCCCGGAACCCGCUCCUGAGGUACAGCCGGUCCCGGUUCUGGACACGCCGGUUCAUCCCACCGUGGACUUUGUUCGCGAUGCGGAGGACACCAUGACCGCCUCCACACGUGUGGAGUUGCCUCUGCCCUUCCUCCACUCCGACGAUGAGGACGAUGGCAAGGAUGGGCGUGGAGAAGAAGCCCCGUACUUGUUUUUCGACUCGGAGACGGGUCGAUAUUUCAUGUCCGUUCCAAGGGAUGUGGCCGUCAGAGAGUUCACCAGACUCAAUCCUCAUCCUACGGACUCUCGGGAAGGCAGACCUGCCCGGUCGGUUCCGAGUGCCUCUAUUCUGGACAGGCCUCCUCCUUCGCCUGCGACGGCUUCUUCAGCAGCGCCUCGUCGUCGGUCGGAGACCUCGACAGCCCGCAUUCCAGUUCGUCCGAGGUCCCAGGUCAGAGUCCCGGACAUACCUGUCACCUCGGACACGGACUCCGAAGAGGAGCCCCUGCCCUCAUCGGACAUCCCCUCCGAGGACGACGACCUCUCGGCGCCAGCUUCACCUCAGAGGAUGCAUCACCCUGAGCCGUCGUCCCCAUCUGACGACAUGCGCACCUUCAGCGAGCACGUCAUAAAGAUGGCCAGGGCCCUCGACAUCGAGCUCUCCUUCCCCAAGGAGGAGGCCCGUGACCCAGUGGAGCAUCAGGUGCAUGGACGUGUGCCCACACCGCCUUCCAUCCCCCUGCUGCCGUCCCUGGAGACCAUAAUCCAGAGGUCCUGGGACGCCCCGGCCUCCCUGACCGGCUCGUCCCGCAAGGUCGAGUCGCUCUACAGGGUCGCUCCGGCAAGCUGCGCUUGGUUGGCCGAACACCCCAAGCCGAACUCGGCCAUUGUGGAAGGGGCCCAGCACAGUUUCGUCCCGAAGCAGGCGACCUCCCCCGUCGACCGGGAGGCGAAGAAAAUUGAUGGCCUGGCCAAGAAGGCCUAUUCGGCGGCAUCCUUCGCGGUGAAGGCCAUCCAUUACAACGCCUGCAUGGGGGCUUACAUCCAGACCUUAAUGGAACGGAUCUCCCCCCUCGUGCCGGAUGUCCCAGACGAGAUCCAGAUGCAGCUGGUUGGCUCAUCACCGCCUCCAGGAAUGUGGCAGACUGUGCAGGAAGGGCUAUGUCGGCGUCGAUGGCGCUUCGGCGACACGCCUGGUUGAGGGCGUCGGACCUCAACCCCAGCGUCAAGGUGGCCAUCGAAGACAUGCCGCUCGACAGGACCGGGCUUUUCCAUGCCGAAACCGACGACCGCCUGAACAGGAAGUUCAGAAUGAAGGUGGCGGCGAAGAAGCAUGUCCUCCACAUCCGUCUCGCCCUUCCGAAAGCGACAGCGCCCGUGGCAGCCACAAGGGCCUGUGGUUCGCAACCGUCGACCUGAAGGAUGCCUACUUCCACAUCGGGAUCCGGGAGUCCCACCGGAGAUUCCUCGCCUUCGCCAUAGGCUCCACCGCGUACCACUACAACAUGCUUCCCUUCGGCCUUGCCACGGCACCGAGAGUUUUCACAAAGUGCAUGGCACCGGUAGUGGCAUACCUCCAUCAGAAAGGCUUCAUGGUCUUCCCGUCCCUGGACGACUGGCUGUUUGCCGCCGAGUCCCAGCAAGAGCUGCAGGAAGCGGUCUCAUUCGCCUUGCACCUCUUAGACUCCCUCGGACUGGUCAUCAACCGGGAAAAGUACCACUUCACACCGACCAGACAAGUUCAUCGGGGCCAUCCUCGACUCCGAAAGAUGCUCCGCCUUUCUCCCUCCAGACGGUUUCCAGGCGCUGACGACAUCGCUCAGGCCUUGCAUCUCCCACAGGAGGGUGAGGGCCAGAGACGUCCAAGUUGCCCUGGGCCACAUGGCAUCGACAACGUUUGUCACGCCUUGGUCAAGACUUCGCCUUCGACCUCUGCAGUCCUGGUUCCUCUCGGUCUUCUCCCCGAUGGAGGACCCUCCGUCCAAGUGGCUCACGAUACCAAGACCUGUAACUGCUUCCCUGAGAUGGUGGUUGGACUG
Messenger RNA from Sceloporus undulatus (fence lizard), 2182 nucleotides. RefSeq lists its product as uncharacterized. Lineage: Eukaryota; Metazoa; Chordata; Lepidosauria; Squamata; Phrynosomatidae. The record is from RefSeq and is a predicted model, not a curated record. The transcript has 2 exons. Bases 256 to 1344 code for a protein of 362 amino acids.